AUGGCUUGUGAUGCAAAAGGACACGUCCUUGGGAACUUCCAUGCGUACUACACCUUUAACACAGUGCACGAACGUCUACGAUUUAUAAAUACAAAGACGAUCAAUGCUCUACGACGUGCAAUUCUUGUGAAGAAAUCGACUGGAGAUUGGAUGGACACGAGCGAAGAGACGUCCACUGUCAUUGACAUUGGUUGUAACGAAGGCGACUUGACCAUUGGACUCUACAAUGCAUUGAGUGGAUCCACAAAGCUCACGAAUACUAUUGAUAUUGAUGGUGUCACCAGCUUUAAUCUUUCGAAUAUCAGUACACUGAAUGAGCGAAUGCAGAAGGAUAAGAAACAGGUGGAGUACCAAACUGAUGAUAUGGGUGAGACCAGCCACCGAAGGCGCUACGUAUGUGAACUACGGAUUGACGGUAAACGUAUGGGUUGUGGUGAAGGCGUAUCCAAAAAGGUAGCUAAGGCUAAGGCGGCUGAAUUGGCUUUGCGAGCACUGGACGACAACAAUCAGGAACAGGAAAAGCAGGAGAAAUCUGCUGAUGAAAACGCUGUCCCAGAACAUUUGUCACUGACAAAAGAAGAGCUGACGACGAGAAAGUCACUAAUGGUUCUUGGUGUAGAUAUCGACGAAGUGCUGAUUGAACGCGCCGCGAAGAAGCCUCUGCAGUUGUGUAAGGGGGAUCUUGUGCGGUUCCAUCAUGUUGAUGUCAUGACGAGCACUUUUAGCAAGGAUAUCGCACCGUUUUUGGAGCUGGCGAAGCGCUCAACAGCAAAAAGAAAGUUUGACUUGGUCACUUGCUUUAGCGUGACAAUGUGGAUUCAUUUAAAUCAUGGAGAUGACGGUCUUUGGAAAUUUCUUGAGACGGUCAGUGACAUGACCGAGUACUUGAUCAUCGAGCCACAGACGUGGAAAUGCUAUCGGAACGCACAGAAGCGGUUGAAGCGCAUGCGAGUCGAGAUACCUCAGUCUUUCUGCGAGAUUAAGGUUCGUACAGAUAUUGUAGAGAAGAUUGAUACAUUUCUGCUAGCUGCUGGCCGAUUCCGCUACAAGGCACAACUUGGCAAGACCAACUGGUCGCGGAAUGUAGUUCUCUACAGCCGCAUGCUCAUACCUGGGAUCAUUUGCGUCUGA
Peronospora belbahrii is the source of this 1131-nucleotide messenger RNA. NCBI's taxonomy places the organism in Eukaryota, Oomycota, Peronosporomycetes, Peronosporales, Peronosporaceae. The record is from the annotation of a GenBank genome assembly.